This is a messenger RNA of Cladocopium goreaui, 1906 nucleotides long. Lineage: Eukaryota; Dinophyceae; Suessiales; Symbiodiniaceae. The record is from the annotation of a GenBank genome assembly.
CCUUUGGAGUCGUCAUUUGCGGGCCAUGCUGUCAUGAACCUGAUCUUGAAGGAUGGAAUACAGUCUACGGUUUGCAGGCCUGGGCGCCUGUGGAGCAUUGAUGACCAUGGCCCUCAGCAUCUUUGGUCUCUUUUUACCUUGGUGGACAAGUGCUGAACCCGAUGAGCUCGCACCGAUCAUUACGGAGGUCUCACUAUGGACUUCCAAUACCAGAUUCACAUUGCGGAUGGAUGGAGGAGUUGAGACACACACGGGCUGUGAUUAUCGCUGUAACGUGGCGAGAUUCACCAAGCCCCGGGUCUACACCAAGUGUGAAACCUGGGAUUCGAUGCGAGACUGGGCGCCGGAGCUCUGUAGCGCAGACAUCGGCAGCCGUGCCGAGUACUUUGUGACGACCACCACGGAAGCGCCUCGCAUCUACAGCCCCAAUGGUGUCCCCUACGGAGAGAAUGGAGAGGGAGAGAAUCCCUACAACUUUGACAAGGAGAUCAAUCAAGACGUAUUUCAGAAUCCGGAAGCUCCCUACGACAUGAAAGCACCGUUGCCACCCAACACUGUGCAGAUCUCCACCCACAAACCCUUCGAGUUUGGUGCCCCAACCACCACUAUGACAGCUUGGUUCACUUGGACUACAACCGUAAAAACCACCACAUCACUGGGCUUCGGACAAACCACACAGAUGACACCGGUGCCCAUUGCAACCACGCCCAUGUUGGGUGCGGCAUACUGCGCGCAACCCACUUGGGAGGAGAGGAUGAAUGCACCUUACACCGAUUGGGAGUUGAAUUUCGAGUUGAACCAAGUCAUCAUCGAACGGAUCUACGCCCAGCUCUAUCCUUUUUUCACAGAGGUCCCGAAAUUCAUGUUCACCCAGCGGCCCCUGCGGCACGAACACGUGCGCUUGGUUUGGGAGGCCUACCUGCAACGAUCUCCAGCCACCAAGUGGUUAGGACGUUGGCCCUGCCCGUCAGUACCUGCACGUCAGCUGCAUCAGUGGAUCUACAGCCCCACCACGGAUCCAUUUUUAGUUUCGCUGGGAGAACAGGCCCUGAUGCCUCCCAAUACAAAGCCGGUCGAGUGGAGUGACUGGGCUUUGAAAGAGGCCUGGAAAUUGGAAUUGUUGGACCUGACGACCACCACCCUGCAGACAAUCGAGCUCCUACAGGCGCGCACCACCCGGGCAGAAGAGCUGACUUCAGCCGCGCCCACAGCGGCACCGCGCUUGCCACCCGAGCCAGAGCCCUACGCACCGGAUGUCACGUCCUUUGUCGCCUGCCAUUUAGCCACCUUUGACAACCGGGCAGACCAUGAGGGGCCGUUCGCGUGGUAUGAGAAGGAGGACCCCUGCAGCGUUGCGGGGAACUUCGAGAAGGUUUGGGUCGCCAAAGGAUGCCUCUUCUUUGCGAUCCUGCUCGCGAUGGCCCACGGCUUUCCUGCAGCGGUGCUCUUUGUGAAUUCGAAACAGAGAUUUGCAUGGCGUUUUCCUGGCAAAGUGGGCAUGAUCAUGGCGCUAGGCGUUGCGUUCUUUCAGUUAGUUGCAGUCAUUGCUGGAAGCACUGCGGUGGUCACCAGUGGUCCCAACGGCAUUGGUUUUUUCAGCACCGUACUGGGCCUUCUCUGCAGUUUGUUAACUGCUUCUUUCUCAAAGCUCUCAGAGGUCCUGCAUAAUGCAGAGGAGCCACAGGCACCCGCCAGAGCAACUGUGGCUGUGGGCCGUACCAUUACGGUAGAUCCGUGGUCAUUGCAGACUGCUGCGCAAGUCGCAUGGGACUCCAAUAAGUCAUUGCGUCGGGUUUAUCCCCAGUCGUGAGGGCGCUGGUCAAGCUCACCCAAUGGCAUGUGCUUAGUAACCAGCCUAGUUUUCAACUAGACAGGAGCGCAAGAGUCAGAUUCAUUCAGAGACGCG